UGUAGCAAUAAUUGACACUGGGAAUUAGUCUUUGUGUAUUCUCCAUAGGGGCAGCUUAGUCUAUUUUGGACUUCUUCUAAGGUCUUGCACCAUGAGUUAAAAACUGUCAUGGAUACAGAGCAUUGUUACUUUCCUGUGUCAAUAGAGAAAAAUACUCUGGUAAUAUUUCAGUUCAUCAGAGGUAUACAGCUUAAACAGGUCCACAGCUAAAUGUGUGUGCAGAAAUGUAAAACACACUACCAAAGCACCAUGGAAAGCACCGCACAGCUGUUCUUAUUAGGGAUGAAUACCCAUGGAAUCUGUGAAAGUUACAAAGAGAAAGGAACUGGUUUCAACUGCCAGUGAACCCACGGCUUUGCCUGGUAAGACUCCCCAUUAGGGACAUACACAUCUGGUGGACUUGUCAAACACUAGUUGUCACCUGUCAUAUACUGCCACGUCACUCAGCUAAUAUGUCAUGACAUAUUGUGAAGGUCACAGUACAACCCUCUAAAUUUAUUUCUCUCUACACCAAGGAUUCUCGUGACUGAUCCUAAAGGAGGACUUUAUAAAAAGCAUUUAAAUUCUGUGUCACACACCUAACACCACACAGAAAUAUCUUCUUCAUAAUUAAACUUCACUGGGAAAGUGGUCAAGGAGCCCCUAUCAACUGCUAUUGACAGCUGAUUGAAUUUUAGGGAUAAAACUCUCUGGUCAGGGAAACUUUCAGGAGAGUUUAUCAUUCUAUCAAGGAGAUGGAGUUAGACAUUUAAGUACCUUAUAAUGAUUUUUUUUUUUUUUAAUAUUUAGAGGAGUGAAGGAUGAGCUCUAAUUGGGGACAAAGCAAUGAAUGGCCAGGGUAAACUACCAUUCAAUAGGGCUGUGAAAGUAGGUUACCAAGUGCGCAAGACAACAGACUAACGGACUUGACCUUGGUCUGGACCCAUCUGAGCCCCACCUUCUGCAGUUCCUACACUGGUCUCAGCCUUUAGCAUAGGAGAGCAUCAAGGCUGUGAGUAAAGCAUUCUCUAGAGAUUCUAUGCUUGGCUCUUGUUUAUUCAACUGUGACUGUUAGCAAGAGACCUUUACAAACAGACACCUCAGUAGAAGGUAACAGAAAGCAAGACUCCAUUGUAGGUUCUGGAAAAUUGGCCUAGUUAAUGAAGGGCAAACUACUAAAGCCUCAGGGAGACUGGGAAGCUCUGCAGAGGGAAGAGGACUUGAAUGAUCACACCUGCAGUAGUUCCUGAGGACAGCCACACACCAAACCAGCUGGGAUGUACCCCUUCCAGAUUGCAGGGGAUAUCAACUGCAGAUGGACUCUUCCAUCCCCAAAAUUCCCCUUUGCCAUGCCAUCAAAUCCAUGAGUGUGGUUCAGUUCCAAGCAGACAGUGAAGAACUGCAGUUCUUUUGACUAAGUAACAAUGGUGUUUAUGGAGAUGCCAGGCUAGGUCUUUAUUUCCACAUCACCUCCAUUAAAAUCCUAAUAGCAUGACAUGGUGCCAGGGAUAUCUCUCUCUUGAUAGUUGAAUGGAACUGACAUGUGACUCUGUUUCAGAUUCCCUCUUCCCUUUGGAUCAGAGGAGAGAGAGGAAGGCCCACACCUGUUUGCCCUCAGUUUCCCUGAGGAGAAACCUGCAGGCUUUAGUUUCACUUUCUCUUUCAGGUUCCUACUGUGACUAUAAAAGGACACACACACACACCACAGCUCACAGAGCUGUCUCCCAGCCCUUCUCUGAGAGUCCAGUUGGUGUGCAAGUCCACAAGACAGCAGAGUUAGAAGACAGGAUUCUGAGGAGCCUGUCCUGGUGAGAACCCAGAGAACUGCUGCCACCUUCACAGCAACCAUGGGAGAGAAUGCUGGCAGUGAUCAGGUCAAGAAGAAUCUGUAUCAGCUGAGAUGUCACUUCACAUGGGAGCUGCUUUUCAAAGACCUUGACAUACCUGAUUUGGAAAUGAGGAUCACUGAGGAUCUUAGGUUUCUAGACAUCAAAAACCAAGUGGGGAUGCUCAACCUCUGGGCCUAUGUGAAACACCUGAAAGGCCAGUAUGAGGAAGCCCUGCAGAGCUUGAAAGAAGCCGAAGCCUUGAUCCAAGGAGAGCAGUUAGGCAAGAGAAACCUGGUGACCUGGAGCAACUGUGCCUGGGUGCAUUACCACAUGGGCAUGUUGGCAGAAACUCAGACCUACCUGGACAAGGUGGAGAACACAUGCAAGGAAUUGGGUAGUCCCUACCGCUAUAGUACGGAGUGUACCGAGAUAGAAUAUGAAAAAGCCUGGACCUUGCUGAAGUGUGGAGGACAGAAUUAUAAACGAGCCAUGGCCUGCUUUCAAUUGGCUCUGAGAGAGGAUCCUGAAAACCCUGAAUACAACAUUGGCUACGCAGUUGCAGCCUAUCACUUAGACUUGGAUUACAAGAAUAUCUCUCUUAUUCCCCUAAGGAAGGCUGUCAGGUUAAAUCCAGAAGAUCCACAUAUUAAAGUGUAUCUUGCCCUGAAACUUCAGGAGGUAGGAUUAGCAGCUGAAGCAGAAACACACAUUGAAGAAGCCCUCAGUAACACAUCCUGCCAACACUAUAUCUUUUGGUGUGUAGCCCAUUAUUACGGAAGGAAAGGCUGCCUAGACAAGGCUCUCAAUCUGCUACACAGGGCCUUGCAGGUGUCACCUGCCUCUGGCUACCUGCAUUACCAACUAGGGCUCUACUACCAUCAUCAAGUGAUGCAACUGAGGACAUCCAUGAAUGAGCAGGCCAGAUGGCAGGCGGCACAACAGGCCAUUUUUGAAUUUCAAGAGACUGUGAAAAUCAGGCCCAUAUUUGAGAUGGCUUAUGUAUCCAUGGCUGAAGUACAGGCAGAAAUUGGCCAACAUCAAGAAGCAGAGGCAAAUUUCCAGAAGGCGCUGAACAUGAAGGAACUGAAUAGGAAUCUUGAGUCUCACAUAGAGCAGGAUAUUCAUUUACGCUAUGGCCAUUACCAAUACUUCCAUUGGCAUUCUGAAAAAGAAGCGAUCACCCAGUUCCUAAAAGGUCUUAAACUGAAAGAAAAAAACUUUGUCUGGAGGAGACUACUGAUAGCUUUGGGGGAUUUGGCCGAAAGUCGUGUUAACCAGAAUGUUCGCCUUGUGGAGAGCACCAGCUUGCUUGGGUUAGUUCACAAACUGAAAGGGAAUAUGAAGGAAGCCGUGAAGUUCUAUGAGAGGGCUCUGAGGCUCACUGAGGAAGUGAAUCCUGAGUUCUGAAUGCAGCUCACAUCUGGGAAGUGAAUGUACUCAUAACUGAGGGUUCCCACCUUCCUUCCUGAUUUCUUUCUCCAUCCUCUUUGCCACCCCUCAUUGUGGUGACUCUAAGGAACUUCCACCCCACUAUAUCUGCUCACUUACUGACCAGAACUGACUCCUGCUGAUCUGCACUCCCUUGAGCUGUGGGAUACUAGGACAUCUUUUCUUUAUGUCUGUGUCUUGGGAAUGUAAUCAUCCAUCUUCUGCCUGCCAGUGUCCUGGACAAAGAGGUAUUCUCCUAGGAAGCUUUUACUUUAGGUCAGAAGAUACUCUUAGUACAGUGCAGUGUCAGAGGAAACCAAGUGAUCAAAAGGGAGAGUUUAAAAGCUGAGAAGUCUCACCAUACUGCAGAAUCAUUCUUGGCUAAUAAGAGUCUUAAGUUUGGGGGAAGCCAAGCAGGGGAAACUUGCUGGGACCUUACAGACUGAAGAUGAUACAAGGAGAUUUGUGCAGGAUUUCUGUGCUAUUGAUAGUGUGUUAUAUGUGAUAUUUUCCCCUCAAAUAAAUUAUAUUCAGUAAAAUUCCCUGAAUCACAAAGUCUUCCAGUGUAAUUU
This is a messenger RNA of Peromyscus leucopus (white-footed mouse), 3808 nucleotides long. RefSeq names its product interferon-induced protein with tetratricopeptide repeats 1-like. Gene Ontology annotation, molecular function: RNA binding; protein binding. Gene Ontology annotation, biological process: defense response to virus. The transcript has 2 exons. Bases 1827 to 3215 code for a protein of 462 amino acids. Lineage: Eukaryota; Metazoa; Chordata; Mammalia; Rodentia; Cricetidae. Gene Ontology annotation, cellular component: cytosol. The record is from RefSeq and is a predicted model, not a curated record.